Messenger RNA from Platichthys flesus (European flounder), 762 nucleotides. Its product is annotated as complexin-2. Bases 195 to 599 code for a protein of 134 amino acids. Gene Ontology annotation, biological process: synaptic vesicle exocytosis; regulation of neurotransmitter secretion; neurotransmitter transport. The transcript has 4 exons. Gene Ontology annotation, molecular function: syntaxin binding. The record is from RefSeq and is a predicted model, not a curated record. Gene Ontology annotation, cellular component: SNARE complex; terminal bouton. Lineage: Eukaryota; Metazoa; Chordata; Actinopteri; Pleuronectiformes; Pleuronectidae.
GGGAUAUAGGACGGGCAUCACACGGAGGUUGGGCUGCAGACUGGUCCGGAUCCUUCCACCGCUUCGGUCGCUCCAGACGCAUCAGGUGCAGCAUCAGGACUGAGGAAGAGGACGAGGAAGAUCUCCGGCCCGGUGGCUACAUGCUCAGCUCUCCACGGCUCUGAGAACAACAACUGAACCAAUCAGCUGCAACCAUGGAUUUUGUGAUGAAGCAAGCUUUAGGUGGCGCCACUAAAGACAUGGGCAAGAUGCUGGGUGGGGAGGAGAAGGAGGACCCGGACGCAUCCAAGAAGGAGGAGGAGCGUCAGGAGGCGCUGAGGCAGCAGGAGGACGAGAGGAAGGCCAAGCACUCCCGCAUGGAGGCAGAGAGGGAGAAGGUUCGGCAGACCAUCAGGGACAAGUAUGGGCUGAAGAAGAAGGAGGAGAAGGAGGCGGAGGAGAAGGCAGCGAUGGAGCAGGCGUGCGAGGGCUCCCUGACCCGUCCGAAGAAGGCCAUCCCCAGAGGCUGUGGAGACGACGAUGAGGAAGAGGAGGAGAGCAUCCUGGACACCGUGCUCAAGUAUCUCCCCGGACCUCUACAGGACAUGUUCAAGAAGUAAAGACCCAGAGAGAAACCAGUCAAACCAGCCCUGAAUUCAGGGCCCAGUCUGGCCCGGGCUGUGGGGCAGCGGGAGGAGGGGGAUCUUUGUGUCGGGGACUUUGGGAUGAAGGGAUGAAGGUUGACGAGUGGCUGGGGGACUCGACCUGACGGGGGUGUUUGUA